CCGGGUGGUUUUUCGAUCGCUGGUUCCGGAAGUGGAGCGGUUCUCCGUUCUCCUUCGCCAUGGCGCUGGCGGUGUUGCGCGUCCUAGAACCCUUCCCGACAGAGACGCCGCCAUUGGCGGUGCUUCUGCCGCCCGGGGGCCCGUGGCCCGCGGCGGGGCUGGGCCUGGUGCUGGCGCUGAGGCCGGCGAGCGAGAGUCCUGCGGGGCCCGCGCUGCUCGUGGCGGCCCUGGAAGGGCCCGGUGCCCAGAGCGAGCAGCGAGGGCCCGGCCCUCCGCAGCUGCUGGUGAGCCGCGCGCUGCUGCGGCUCCUGGCGCUGGGCCCCGGGGCGCGAGUGCGAGCGCGGCCUGUGCGGCGGCCUCCGGCGCUGGGCUGGGCGCUGCUCGGCACGUCUCCCGGCCCUGGCCUGGGGCCUCGAGUCGGGCCACUGCUGGUGCGCCGCGGAGAGACCCUGCCCGUGCCCGGUUCGCGAGUGCUGGAGACGAGGCCGGCGUUGCAAGGGCUGCUGGGCCCAGGGACGCGGCUGGCUGUAACUGAGCUCCGCGGUCGGGCCAAACUGGGCCUGGAUUGUAGAGACCACAGCCAUCCCCCACCUCCGCCUGUAGUAUCCACUUUUGCGGUUUCCCACUCAGUCCGGCAACUCCAAGGAGUUGUGGGAGGAACUGGAGAUGCUCUAGGAGUGAGCCGGAGCUGUCUCCGCGGUCUCGGGCUCUUCCAGGGCGAAUGGGUAUGGGUGGCCCGGGUCGAAGAGUUCCCAAACACCUCCCGGCCACAUUUGGCUCAAGUACAGGUCCUAGAACCUCGCUGGGACCUGUCCGAGAGACUGGGACCCAGCUCGGGGCAGACGGGAGAGCCACUCGCUGACGGACUGGUGUAUGUGCCCGCCGCUCUGGCUUUUAAUCUCGGCUGUGACCCCCUGCAAGUGGGAGAGCUCAGAAUUCAGAGGUAUCUGGAAGGCUCUGUCGCCCCUGAAGAAAAAGGAAGCUGUUCACCAAUGCCUGGGCCUCCAUUUGCUCGAGAAUUACACAUUGAAGUUGUCUCCUCACCUCACUGCAGCACUAAUGGAAAUUAUGACCAUGUUCUUUCUCAGCAUUUUCACACACCCAGGGUGGUCCAGGAAGGGGAUGUUCUGUGUGUACCAACGGCUGGGCAAGUUGAGACCCUGGAAGGAAGCCUGGAGAAACUGCCCAGGUGGCGGGAGUUGUUUGUUAAAGUGAAGAAAACAGUUGGGGAAGCCCCAGAUGGACCAGCCAGUGCUUUCCUGGCCGAUAUCACCCACACCUCUUUAUACAUGGCAGGUUCUGUCCUGAGUCGUGUUCCUCUGCUGCCUUCAGGAAGGUCCACUCCCUGGGAUAGCUUGUCUCCUCCAGGCCUGGAGGCCUUGGUAAAUGAGCUCUGCGCAGUCCUGAAGCCUCACCUGCAGCCUGGAGGAACCUUGCUCACGGGAACGAGCUGUGUGCUUCUACGGGGCCCUCCAGGCAGUGGGAAGACCACAGCAGUCACUGCGGCCUGCAGUCGCCUCGGGCUCCAUUUACUGAAGGUGCCCUGCUCCAGCCUCUGUGCGGACACCAGCGGAGCCACGGAGACAAAGCUGCAGGCCGCCUUCUCCCGGGCCCGCCGCUGCAGGCCUGCAGUCCUGUUGCUGACAGCUGUGGACCUUCUGGGCCGAGACCGUGACGGGCUGGGUGAGGACGCACGGGUGGUGGCCACGCUGCGUCACCUUCUCCUGGAUGAAGACCCUCUCAGCAGCUGCCCUCCUCUGAUGGUGGCGGCCACCACAAGCUGCGCCCAGGACCUGCCCGCUGACCUGCAGACGGCCUUUCCUCAUGAGCUCGAGGUGCCGGUGCUGUCCGAGGGCCAGCGGCUCAGUGUCCUGCAGGCCCUCACUGCCCACCUUCCCUUGGGCCAGGAGGUGAACCUGUCACAGCUGGCACGGCGCUGUGCAGGCUUUGUGGUAGGGGACCUCUAUGCCCUUCUGACUCACACCAGCCGGGCGGCCUGUGCCAGGAUCAAAGCCUCCGGCUCAGCGGGCAGUGUGAGCGAGGAGGAUGAAGGGGAGCUGUGUGCGGCCGGCUUUCCCCUGCUGGCUGAGGACUUCGGCCAGGCGCUAGAGCAGCUGCAGGCAGCUCACUCCCAAGCUGUGGGAGCACCCAAGAUCCCGUCAGUGUCCUGGCAUGAUGUUGGGGGGCUGCAGGAUGUGAAGAAGGAGAUCCUGGAGACCAUCCAGCUGCCUCUGGAGCAUCCUGAGCUGCUAAGCCUGGGCCUGAGGCGCUCCGGCCUCCUGCUCCAUGGGCCUCCAGGCACUGGAAAGACCCUCCUGGCCAAGGCAGUGGCCACUGAGUGCAGUCUCACAUUCCUCAGUGUAAAGGGACCAGAGCUCAUCAACAUGUAUGUGGGCCAAAGUGAGGAGAACGUGCGGGAAGUGUUUGCCAGGGCCAGGGCUGCCGCUCCAUGCAUCAUCUUCUUCGAUGAGCUGGACUCCUUAGCUCCAAGCCGGGGGCGGAGUGGAGACUCCGGAGGCGUGAUGGACAGGGUGGUGUCUCAGCUCUUGGCUGAGCUGGACGGGCUUCACAGCACGCAGGACGUGUUUGUGAUCGGAGCCACCAACAGGCCAGACCUCCUGGACCCUGCCCUUCUGCGGCCUGGCAGGUUCGACAAGCUGGUGUUUGUAGGGGCAAGUGAGGACCGGGCCUCCCAGCUGCGUGUUCUGAGUGCCAUCACACGGAAGUUCAAGUUGGAGCCCUCUGUGAGCCUGAUGAGCGUGCUGGAUUGCUGCCCGCCCCAGCUGACAGGCGCAGACCUCUAUUCUCUCUGCUCUGACGCCAUGACAGCUGCCCUCAAACGCAGGGUUCGAGACCUAGAGGAAGGGCUGGAGCUGGGGAGCUCCGCACUGCUGCUUACCAUGGAGGACCUGCUGCAAGCCGCAGCCCGGCUGCAGCCCUCGGUCAGUGAGCAGGAGCUGCUCCGCUACAAGCGCAUCCAGCGCAAGUUUGCGGCCUGCUAGGAGCUGCCUGCCAUCUGCCUCUGCCCACAUGGCUGGAGGUACCUGCUGCCUGUCACUUGACUGCUGCCUCCCUCCAGGAGAUCCCUCAUGAGCCUCAGUGGGAGGAGGCCCUCGUGCUCAGGAGGAGAGCCAGGCCUGGAAGCUUGCAGGCUUCGCAGCCUGGGGUCAGUGUUGAGACACCCUUUCUGUGACGGAAAAUAAAGUAUAUACUGCCCCCUG
Psammomys obesus (fat sand rat) is the source of this 3221-nucleotide messenger RNA. RefSeq names its product peroxisomal biogenesis factor 6 (gene Pex6). The transcript is spliced from 17 exons. Gene Ontology annotation, molecular function: ATP binding; ATP hydrolysis activity. The coding region runs from base 60 to 3002 and encodes 980 amino acids. The record is from RefSeq and is a predicted model, not a curated record. Gene Ontology annotation, cellular component: cytosol; peroxisomal membrane. Gene Ontology annotation, biological process: protein import into peroxisome matrix. Lineage: Eukaryota; Metazoa; Chordata; Mammalia; Rodentia; Muridae.